Sclerotinia sclerotiorum 1980 UF-70 is the source of this 270-nucleotide messenger RNA. RefSeq lists its product as hypothetical. Bases 1 to 270 code for a protein of 89 amino acids. The transcript has a single exon. NCBI's taxonomy places the organism in Eukaryota, Fungi, Ascomycota, Leotiomycetes, Helotiales, Sclerotiniaceae. The record is from RefSeq and is a predicted model, not a curated record.
AUGCCAGAACAAUCCAAAGCCGAUCUCAUCUCCGAGCGUCAAUCCAACCUUCCUCUCCCUGAACAACCCCCUGUGGCAAGCGACUGGCAAUCCGCUGAUGCAACCAAAGUCAACAUUGGAUCAGGCAGAGACGUCACCAGCCAGACCUCGACUGGCAAUGCUUCCGAAGCUGGACUGGAGGGCGCUGCUACUAAAGGAAGUGGUGUUAGAGAAGCAGGUGGUGUAGAUUUGACAAACAUUGGACGCGAAGGUGUUGAAAAUAAGAAUUGA